AUGAUUUGGUUGCUCAUCCACUUGAUCCAUUACACUGGAGCUAAGAGACGCAUUAGAUGGGAUUGCUUCGAUUGUCAGAUGGGAACUCAGUAUGCAGAUCAAAUGAACUGCCAUGUUGGAGGCAUAAGGCGGUCCCUUUUAAAUGUCGAACUUAAUUUAUUGGAGGAACUGGACGCAAUUAAGGUGUAUGUCAAAAUUUCGACAAGAUUCAAGCCAACAAUUACGUAUCGAAAGUUUUUUGACAUUAACUUCAAUGGAUGUCGAGUAAUAGCCGAUAUGGUUCAAGGGACCAUGGUAUCGAACAUGUUUAAUGCAGUCGUCAAGUCGAGCAAUCAACCCCGAAAGUGUCCCAUAAAAAAGGGCGUAAUUUACUAUAAUAACAUAAGUAUUGAAGAGUCUUUACCUAUGUUUGUUCCCUCCGCCCAGCUAUUUAUCCAAGUAGACUUUUACUCUCGCCGGGAAUUGUACUUAAACGUUAGUUUAAGAGGAGAAAUAACUGAAAAAUAA
Molecule: messenger RNA, 507 nt
Organism: Drosophila rhopaloa
Lineage: Eukaryota; Metazoa; Arthropoda; Insecta; Diptera; Drosophilidae
Exons: 3
Coding region: 1-507 (168 amino acids)
Source: RefSeq, a predicted model, not a curated record